Messenger RNA from Acipenser ruthenus (sterlet), 2983 nucleotides. Its product is annotated as vesicle-associated membrane protein 2. The transcript has 5 exons. Gene Ontology annotation, cellular component: plasma membrane; SNARE complex. Lineage: Eukaryota; Metazoa; Chordata; Actinopteri; Acipenseriformes; Acipenseridae. Bases 341 to 676 code for a protein of 111 amino acids. The record is from RefSeq and is a predicted model, not a curated record. Gene Ontology annotation, molecular function: SNAP receptor activity; syntaxin-1 binding. Gene Ontology annotation, biological process: vesicle fusion; vesicle-mediated transport; SNARE complex assembly.
ACACGUGACGCAGCCCCGGAGCGUUCCACCCCCCGCGUGGGUUCCCGGAUGACGGGUGACGUCAGCGAGCCGUCUUCGUUCAGAGAGGAGAGACACGCCAAGCUCGGAGCGAGCAGCAGCAGCGGCCGCCAUAUUAUAUAUUGCAUUAAUAUUACCGGUGCGAGCAGCGAAGAGUUCAACGCGGAUCCAUUUCCAUACAAGCACAGCAAGGGAGAAGCGAUAUCAUUGCUAUUAUUAUUACUUAAUUAAUUAAUUAGCGUUAUUAACCAGCGAAACCACUGCCUUUGAAACCCGCGCACGGAAAACGAACACACAACAGGUCAAAUAAAUCGAAUAAAUAAUGUCCGCCCCAGCAGCAGGAGAGGGGGGAGCCCCCGCGGGACCCACCCCGCCCCCAAAUCUGACCAGCAACCGCAGACUACAGCAGACCCAAGCACAGGUCGAUGAGGUGGUGGACAUCAUGCGGGUCAAUGUGGACAAGGUCCUGGAGAGGGACCAGAAGCUGUCCGAGCUGGACGACCGGGCAGACGCCCUGCAGGCCGGAGCCUCCCAGUUUGAAACCAGUGCCGCCAAACUCAAGAACAAGUACUGGUGGAAGAACAUGAAGAUGAUGAUUAUCCUGGGAGUGAUAUGUGCAAUCGUUCUCAUCAUUAUAAUUGUGUACUUCAGCACCUAAAGGUGGCGCCAUCCCCAACGGCAAACUGGUUGAGAAUUCGGCAAGGAGGGCUACAGGACCAGCGUCCCACUGACACUGCGAGGCAAAUCUUCCAGCUCCUUCUAGACAGCGUGUGUGUGUCUGUGAGCGUGUGCUUGCGUGCGUGCGUGUGUGUCUGUCCUGUAAAUAGCCAGGUUAUUUAUUAUUAUUAUUAUUAUUAUAAUUAUUAUUACAAUGAUAUAAUAUAUAUAUUUUUGUCCUUUGUAGAGAAUUGUUUAGAAUGUUUUAAUGGUGUGUAUUUAUUUCCAUAUCAAUAACUGCCUAUCUCUAUCUGUCUAUUGUAAAAGAGAAAUACAUGUUUGCAGAAACUGGGGUACAUUUUUAUAGUAGCGAUGUUAGGAUUGAUUUAUUUUUUACUUACCCUUGUUGCUAAUCAAUCGAACCGCUCGACUUACAGACGUUCCUGGAAGAUGCCGUGGCACUAACAAAACUGCCUGAAUUCAUACAUGCACAGUCUGGAGCAUGGGAUGAAGAGCUGCCAUUGAGAGCCAAAUAACAGGGCACUGUUAUAUAGGUCAGGUGGUUAAAGAAAGGGGCUUGAUACCAGGAGGUUCAAAUCCCGGCUCAGCCACUGACUCCCUGAGCAACUCACUUGUGCUCUGUCCUUCGGAUGAGACGUAAAACAAACGAGCUCCUAUUGGAAGUGACUCUGCAGCAGCAAUAGCAGUUGUUGAUGAUGCAUACUUCACUUACAAUAGGAUCUCAGUUUCACGUCUCGUCCGAAGGACGGAGCACAAGGAGGUACACCAUGCAAGUAGCAAAUAUUUAUCUCUCUCUCUGUCUGUUUUUUGUAUUUUUAGGUAGCAGAGGACCAGUGUUUUUUAAAUGUUCUAUUUUUUUGUGGUUUGUAUAAUUCUGUAACAUUCCUUGAAAGCGGUGUGUAUACUUUCAACAUAUCUAUACAUAUGAAUAUAAAUGUAUACCGAGAUUAAACAAACAAGACAGACAGGCAGAUGAUGUCCGUGCUAAUAAUUAAAAUUAUAAAUAUCAAAGCUGUAUCAAAUAAAAAGUAAUUAACCCUUAAAGGACUUAGUUCUGUCUACUCCCACGACUACUAACGAUACACACAUUUACAAAUAGUGUAGCACUGAAAUACAUAUAUGGGCUAUAUAUUUAUAGAAAAUAAACGACGUAGAAUUAAAUAAAUAUUCAAUAUACAUUCCGCUCCACGGCUUUUGAGAAAAAAUACGAUGCUCUGGGAAACGAGGGACCAAAUCAUCAUCUUCUUCUUCUUAUUACUACUAGCUGCAGUGUUGCUGGUGCAGCAGAAUUAGCACAGACGUUAAGCUGCGGUCACAGCGAUGUUCUGUGCAAUAAGGGUCGUGGAUGUUUUGCCUGUCUCUCCUGACAGCAGCCAAUAGAGAAGGAGAAGCUGCGUUCUGUCCCCUCCCCCUGCGUUCUGAGGGAGGAGAAAAUAAAAACGUUUGCUGAUGGAAUCGCGUCUGUAGAUUUGAUUAGUGUGUGUUAACGCGUUGUGUGGUAUGUUAGACUGCUGUAGAAUUGUAGACUUUCUUUUUUUUUUCUCAUGGUUAAUUGGAGGGAUUAUCCAGGAUUAAAAAAAAGAAACGUUAUUUUCUUAAGCAGUUUAUCAUGUUAGAGUUUAAUAAAAAUAAUAUAUAUAUGGCCCAAAAUAAAAACAAUUUGCCUAAAGAGUAUAUAGCGGUUCUAGCUAGGGGUGUAUGCAUGGCUACAGUUGAAAUUUGAAUUUGUGAUCAGUGACGUGUUUAUCGAAUGUAAUAUAAUUUAUGUUUAUUGGGACAAGUUGUAUUUCACUAAAUUUCAGCCCCUGCCAGAGCUAAAAAGUGACUAGAAUUCUGGCACUCAAAACUAGAAGAAACUACAGCGCAGUGCAUUCUGGUAGUUGGAGUCCCGGCGUGACGAGGCAUUUUGCGGACGCGGUUUUAAAACGGCUGCUGUAGUUCCUGCAUCUUCAAAUAGUGAUUUAAUAUUACAUGCCUACAUAAACAUACCAUCAAAACCCGAGCUCAGUUCAUCGUUUGUUUUUUUCUGAAAAGCUGUGGGCAUUUCUACAAAGAUACUAGGUUGUGGUGAAUUUGUGUUUAAUCUCAACGCAAGAAGGACCAAAUUCAUAAAACUCAGCGUGUCCUAUUAUUACAAAUUCAGACCGGAGGCACUCAAAUCCGAACAACGCAUCUGAAACGCCGAAAUAGAAUAAACAGAGUAAUAUUAGGAAUAGCACAAAUCAGUUUCAGGAGAAGAAAUCAAAACAGAAUCAAAAUCGCGUGUGUCCGUGAUGUUUCGACACUU